This is a messenger RNA of Trametes versicolor FP-101664 SS1, 1036 nucleotides long. RefSeq names its product alpha/beta-hydrolase. The coding region runs from base 1 to 876 and encodes 291 amino acids. The record is from RefSeq and is a predicted model, not a curated record. Lineage: Eukaryota; Fungi; Basidiomycota; Agaricomycetes; Polyporales; Polyporaceae. The transcript is spliced from 5 exons.
AUGUCUUGUGCCGCCACAGUCAAGACUCUGCGGUCCUCCGACGGGACAUCGAUAUACGCGGAGGCGGUGGGUAGCCCCAUGAACCCGCACAUCGUGUUUAUUCACGAAGUGACGCUCUCCUCGGUGGUCUUCGACGACCUCGUACGCGAUCGGCGCCUAACAGAUCAUCUGUACCUGAUUCGCUACGACCUCCGCUGUCAUGGCCGGAGCGGUAUUGCUUUAUGCGAAGAAGGGCUGCAUCCUUCCCGCCAUGCCGAAGACUUCUGUACCGUCGUCAAAGGCUUCGGUCUGCGUCAACCGAUCGUGGUCGCCUGGGGGUUCGGUGCAACCGCGGUCGCGGACGUCUGUGCCGCCGCCAGUCCCAACCCGAUCUCAGGCAUAGUGCUCGUCGCGCCACUGCCCUUCCUGGGCCCGGAGAUGCCACGGACAGCCACGGAGCGCAUGCUGGGGGUGGCGCAGGUGCUGCGCUCGUCCCGGGAUACCGUGAUCUCCGCGCGGGCCAAGACGGAUCUCGUGCAGGGCUUCUUCGCAGGCGCCACUUGCGCUGUCCCGGACGCGCUCAAGUCGUCCUGGCUCGGGCUGAGCAUGGCGCAGACCCCAGAGGUGACCGCGUCCGUGCUCGCUGUGUCGCACGAUCCCGCGAAGCUGCUCGAGGCGGGCAGGGCGGGUCUGCCCUUGAUGAUCGUGGUCGGCUCGCAGGACGCGCUCGUCCAUGGGCCCGCGGUCGUCGGCGAGUUGCGGCGCCACUUUCGGAACGCAGAGGCGCAUGUGGUCGACGGCGGCAGCCACGCGCUCUUCUUCGACAAGCAGGACGAGUUCGUGAAGCUGCUGCUCGUGUUCGCUGGUCGCUUGGCGGUGAUGACCCUCAUGGGCUGAGGCCAUGAGGAGGUAUUGUCUUUUUGGGCCUGACCGUGACCUGAUACAUUAUUAACCACUUAGUGUGUCCCCCUUUCUUGGUUGUUUCUUGUGCGCGGGCCUCCGCGCCUGCUUGUUGUAUAACUUACGGUAUGUAGGAUUACCCCUGCUCUGAUACAUC